Molecule: messenger RNA, 957 nt
Organism: Akanthomyces muscarius
Lineage: Eukaryota; Fungi; Ascomycota; Sordariomycetes; Hypocreales; Cordycipitaceae
Exons: 2
Coding region: 1-957 (318 amino acids)
Biological process (GO): protein phosphorylation
Molecular function (GO): protein kinase activity; ATP binding
Source: RefSeq, a predicted model, not a curated record
AUGUGCGUGUUCCGGCCGCCACUCGACGCAGCGCAACUUCCAGACGAUAUUGCUGUCGUUUCGCGGGCAGAGCUCCAGGAGGUUGCGCGGCUUGGCCCAAAUGUCGACAUGGUGGUAAAGCCCCGGUCAAAGAGGCCGCAGGAAAAGUUUGUCUUUAAAUACUUUUUUCUCUUUCAGCACCUGGAUUUCAACUGGCACGAGAUGGGCAUCUGGUGCCGCGUGAAGCAUCCAAGCAUUGUGCCUUUUGAUAGCGUCGUUGUCGAUGAGCUCGAGGGUCAUUGCGUCGGCUUCACAUCAAGAUACAUCCCCGGCGGCACCCUUGAAGAGAAUCCCGCACGGCUUUUCAAGUUGAAAUGGCUGCGCCAGCUGAUGGAUGUUGUAGACGAGCUGAACCUCGUUCUUGGCGUCGCGCAUCAAGAUGUGGCGCCGAGAAACAUGCUCGUCGACGAGUCGACGGACACUCUGAUGCUCUUUGACUUUGACUUUGCCGCUCGCAUAGGAGAACAGCAGGGGUACUCGGAGCCUCGCAACGACGUCAAGGGCGUCGUCUUCAGCCUGUAUGAGAUUAUCACGCGGGACUCGGCGAGACGCGGCAAGCGGCAUGAGGAUCAGGAUGUGGAGGCGGUUGAGCAAAUGGCGUGGACGAAGCACCCGGACGUGCAGCUAGAUCAUCCAGUCUCUGAAUUUCGCAGAGUGCUCGGUGAGUGGUGCGAGAGGCGUCGAAAGGGGACAUCCGAGGAGGUUAUCGGCACAGGAACUACCAACUUUCUUGAAUGGCCGACGGUGCCUGAGCCGCCAGUCACGGUGCAGGGCGGCCUUGACCCCGAACCGACCACGGAGCUCCGGAGACAAUACUUUUGGAGAAGAAGGGAUUUGGUAGGAGAGGGCAAGACUGUACUGAAUUGGCAGAGGCCACCUCAAAAGUGGCCGGAUGAGGACGGUGCUGUUCAUAUAUAG